Messenger RNA from Camelina sativa (false flax), 1167 nucleotides. Its product is annotated as protein DEHYDRATION-INDUCED 19 homolog 6-like. The record is from RefSeq and is a predicted model, not a curated record. Lineage: Eukaryota; Viridiplantae; Streptophyta; Magnoliopsida; Brassicales; Brassicaceae.
UCGUCCUAAUGUCUCUCUCACUCUCUCUCUUUCUCUAUCCAAAGAAUUAAAAACAAAGAAAAGCCAUUUAAAGAAGAAACAACAAAACGCAGAAUCGUCGUCGUCGUCGUCUCCGUCUUUGCAUUUCGCCGGAAUAUUUUGAUUCUUGAAUCGGAAUAUCUGUGUUUUCUUUAUCCCGAUUUGUAUUUUGUAAUAGUUUUUGUAGAGAAAUAAAAAAGAGGAAAUGGAUUCUGAUUCUUGGAGUGAUCGUCUCGCAUCGGCUUCAAGAAGAUAUCAGCUCGAUUUCUUAUCUCGAUCUGACAAUUUCUUGGGAUUUGAGGAGAUAGAGGGAGAAGAUGACUUCAGGGAGGAGUAUGCUUGCCCCUUCUGCUCAGACUAUUUUGAUAUCGUGUCUCUUUGCUGCCACAUUGAUGAAGAUCAUCCUAUGGACGCCAAAAAUGGGGUAUGUCCCGUUUGUGCGGUGAAAGUGAGCUCUGAUAUGAUUGCUCAUAUAACACUUCAACAUGCAAAUAUGUUCAAGGUGACACGGAAAAGAAAAACAAGAAGAGGUGGGGCUCAGUCCAUGCUAUCAAUCUUGAAGAGGGAGUUUCCUGAUGGAAAUUUUCAGAGCCUAUUUCAAGGAUCGUCGCGUGCGGUACCUUCUUCUUCUGCCAGUAUAGCUGCUGAUCCUUUGCUGUCUUCGUUCAUUUCACCAAUGGCUGAUGACUUUUUCAUUUCUGAGUCAAGUCUAUGUGCAGAAACAAGUUCUGCCAAGAAAAUAUCGAACCAGAGUUUGCCUGAAAGGAAUGUUGAGAAGCAGUCUCUUUCAGCAGAGGAUCACAGAGAGAAGUUGAAACAGAGCGAGUUCGUUCAAGGGAUUCUGAGCUCUAUGAUUCUUGACGACAACUUAUAAAGAGACAUAUUUCCGAUUACCUCUCUACGAUUAGAUCAUUCAACGAUUGGAAAAUGUAACGGCUUUGUUGUGUUAUUUAUCGCAACAAGUGAGUUGGGAGGGGGGAAAGGGUUUGGGAAUAAGCAGAAUAAUGUUAAAGAGAGACAUGAUAAUGAGUACUAUUAAUUAACUUAUGAAACACAUAUUUGCUCUAAUGAAACACUCGAAUUGUGUCUGUAGACUGUAUGUCUUAGAAAAGUCAAAAAAAAAAAUGUAUGUAUGAUCAUAUUUGCACU